This is a messenger RNA of Andrographis paniculata, 1327 nucleotides long. RefSeq lists its product as uncharacterized. Bases 1 to 978 code for a protein of 325 amino acids. The record is from RefSeq and is a predicted model, not a curated record. NCBI's taxonomy places the organism in Eukaryota, Viridiplantae, Streptophyta, Magnoliopsida, Lamiales, Acanthaceae. The transcript has 2 exons.
AUGAUGAGUAGUCAUUCUUCUUCCUCCACUUCUGUGAGUGGAUUCUUCAGUUUCCUGGCAAGAGAGCUCAAUAAUCUUGAUCACCUCUUCCUCUCCCAGAACUUCAUGUCAAUCAACUUCCUUCAACAUGUUCUCUCAUCCCUCAGAUCCUUCCAUUCCCAGUUAACCCUUCUUGUUCAAAAGUUACACUUGCCCGCCGGAGAAAAAUGGCUCGAUGAGUACAUGGACGAAAGCUCCCGCCUUUGGGAUGCUUGCCAUCUCCUCAAAUCAGCUGUAUCUUCCAUGGAGAACUACUAUUCAUCUGGGGCCAAUAUGCUAUCUUUAAUCAGUGAUCGCCGCCGUGUUCUAAACGCUCAGCUCUCCCGCCAGGUUGUAAGAGCAAUCAACGGCUGCCAAAUGGAAAUGACGGCGCUGCAAGAGGAAAACAAGAGCUUAGCAGAAACAAGAGCACAAAACAUAUGUCUAAGGCAAGAUGAAAAUGUCGUGGUAGAUUCUAAAUUCAACAAGUACAGUGGUUUCAGGGGAGUCCUAUAUGCAAUGAGGAGUGUUAGCACAUUGCUACUAAUGAUUUUACUAAGUGGGCUUGUGUAUUUCUGCCCUGAAAUGAGCUUACUAUACCAAGGGGGCUGCCAAGGAAUAUCAGCAUUCGGAUCCACUUUCAUGGUUGCAACAACUACAUUGCAACAGAGAGUGGCGAAUGCGAUAGGCCAACUUGAUUGUCAGCCAGGAAUCCUUCUGCAUGAGCUGCAGGAGGCCAGGUUUGCCAUGGAUGAGCUGAAAAUGGAGGUGGAAAGCUUACUGGAGUACGGACAGGAGGCGCCGCCCACAAUCCAAGUUUAUGAUAAAGUUGAAAACUUGAAGAGCUGUUUGGGAAUUUUGCAAUGUGGGGCUGAGAGCAUAAUUGGGCAGCUUGAUGACUUCUUUGAUGAAAUAGUUGAAGGUAGGAAGAUGCUUUUGGGCAUGUGUUCUCAUAGGUAGGGACAGACAGGGACAAGAGGAAAGGAGAAAAACAGGUGUGAAUUUGACUGUAAGACAUCAGAUGAUGAUUUAGUAGUGAUUCUAAUCUUCAUUUCAAUUCCCUCUUCCUAUGUGCAUUGUUUUCUUGUUGAAGCUAGGGGAAUAUUUUUUAAGGUAAAAGAAUGUGAUUCUUGCUUUCAAGGAAAGUAGCUAAGCAUUACUAUAAUGAGGGUACAAACAAGUAGAAUAUGUUGGAUAAUGAUAGCUUCAACAGAAAGCAAGACUUCCUGCAAAGGAAAAACAAAAAUUUAAAUUUAAACAAACAAAAGGAAGAAAAGAAUAGAUUCUUCUAAUCAUGUUCCUCUGCUAG